UUGCCGACUGUUUCGCUGUUCACCACCCGUGCGAUCAAACCGUACGAAGAGCUCACCUAUGAUUACGGCAAUCAACUCAUCGAUAUGUACGACUUCAGCGGCGCUGACGACAGCCAAUCCGUGAGCAGCGCUAGCGAUAGCUAUAAAACAGCGACAAUGGAUGUGACCCAAGAGGUGGACAGUAAUGGCAACUGUAAUGGUGUGACGAAUGGGGUGUCUAAUGGCGUGAGUAAUGGCUUAUCCAAUGGUGUGGUCAAUGGCGAGACCAGUGGUGUAUCUAAUUGUGUGGCCAAUGGUGGCGGUGAGAGCAGACCCGCGGCCGACAGACCCGAGCGGUUGGCCUUAAAGCGCAUUGAAUGCACACAUUUGAGCACAAAUAAUGUGACCAAACAUGUGGUGAACAAAAAGUCUGCCAAAGAGUCGACUUCAGUAGAAGAAGAAGAGGAAGAGUUGGCAAUAUCAUCGUGGGAUGAGUUCGACAAGUUUGUCGAUUACGUGAAGUGGGCGGUCGGCAACGGGUUGCAGGACUUGGCCGCGCUUUACCGCCUGUCGGACCACAAACACAGUGUAGACGAACUGCGGGCCAAUAAGAAGCUCGUGAGACAAUUGAAGAAUCAGAUGAAGACAAAUAUUGGCCACUUUUUAAGCCUGAAGUUUGACCGCCUGAAGCCUGAAACGAAUAAUCAAGAAAGACAACGGGCGAUGCGAGCCGUCAAAGGGGUGGCCAUUAUUUUACGGCUAAAGGACAACGGCUUCGAGACGCUUACCGAUUGGUUUAAGUUCAUCGACCGGCGGUCCGAAAUGGCCAAACGAUUGGCCCGAUUCGCCGACAAGUGUAAUAAAGUGAUCGCUGAGAAGCGCGAAGGCGUCCGGAUAUCGGUGGCCAACGAUUACGACCUGGAAGUGCCUGUAUUGGAGCAAUACGUCUGCGAAUGCGUGUACGACAAGUCACUGUUCCCGAAGUCGACGAUCAAGUCGUGCGAAUGCGACGACUGUUUCAAAGACCGGAAAACGUGUUGUCCGUCGCGAACCGCCAGUUUCCCGAUGGUCUACAACCAGAAGGGUUUACUUCGCGAUGAUAUUCUCAAUGAAAUCGAAAACCCAAUGAUCAUCGAGUGUACCGAAUGCAAGUGCGGCGCCGAUUGUCCCAAUCGUGUGAUACAACGCGGCCGUCGGUAUCGGCUGCAGAUCUAUCGGCCGCCGGACGCGGCUGUGAGGGGUUGGGCGGUGCGAGCGCUGCAGCGCAUACCGAGCGGCGCAUUCGUGUCCAACUACACGGGCGAAGUCGUAUCGUCGUCGGAGGCUAACAAACGGCCCAACAUUUACUUUUACCUGAAGAAUACGCACGACAGGAGCGCCGUCGAUGACAGCCAAUCGGUGAGCGGCGCUGGCGAUAGCGUUAAUACAACUAAAGAUUUGACCGAAGAGGCUGACAGUAAUGGUAACGACGUGUCCACUGGUGUGGCCAAUGGUGGCGGUGAGAGCAGACCCGCGGCCGACAGACCCGAGCGGUUGGCCUUAAAGCGCAUUGAAUUGUACGCAAUGGACGCAUGUUUUACUCAUUGGUGUCCACUAUUGAGAGUUACGUUUACUUAUACCUUGUUUGAAACGAUGCCAAAACGGAACCCAAAAAGUGUGACCAAAAAGUCGGCUAAAAGUUACGCUUUGGUAGAAGAAGAAGAAGAGGAAGAAUUGGCAAUAGUGUGGGAAUCGCUGGCGAUCGUCAAUCUUGAAAUCACAUCCAAUGAAUCGCGAGACACGGCUGACACUAAUGACAGCGAGACUGUCAACGGCCGACACCCGCCGAAGGAGUCGUGGGAUGAGUUGGACGCGUUUACUAAAUACCUGAAGCGAGUGGUGAGUCACGGGUUCGACGACUUGGCCGUACUCUACCGCAUGUCUGACCACAAACACACUGUCGCCGAACUGCGAGCCAAUCAGAAGCUAGUGGUCACUCUUAAGACAGAGAUCGAGGCAAAAGUGCGCGACUUUUUUGUCCAGAAGUUUGAACGCAAGACAAACCUCGAGAGGAAUCGGGCGAUGCAAGCCGUCAAAGAUGUGGCCAAACAGUUACGGCUGGCGGCCAACGGCUUCCCAACGCUUACCGAUUGGUUUGAUUUCAUCGACCAGCGGUCUAAAGUGGCCAAACGAUUGGCCCGAUUCGUCAACAAAUGUAAUAAAGAGAUCACCGAAACGGGCGAAGGCCUCGAGAUAUCGGUGGCCAACGAUUACGACCUGGAAGUGCCUGAAUUGGAGGAAUACGUCGGCGAAUGCGUGUACGACAGCAGAGAGACCCCGAAGUUGACGGCCACCGACGCCGAGAAGUAUACGAUUCCCUCGUGUGAAUGCCAGGACUGCUUCAAACAACAGGACGAGUGCUGUACUCCACCCGGUAUUCCGAUGAUCUACGACCGGAAGGGUUUGCUCCAGAAGACUAUUCUAAAUAAAAUCAAUAAUCCAAUGAUCUUCGAGUGUAACCGGAACUGCAAGUGCGGCGCCGAUUGUCCCAAUCGUGUGAUACAACGCGGCCGUCGGUAUCGGCUGCAGAUCUAUCGGCCGCCGGACGCGGCUGAGAGGGGUUGGGCGGUGCGAGCGCUGGAGCGCAUACCGAGCGGCGCAUUCGUGUCCAACUACUCGGGCGAAGUCAUAUCGUCGACAGAGGCUGACAAACGGCCCAACAUUUACUUGUUUGACGCUAUUUGGCCGAUGAAUCGCUGGAUUGGCACAGUUGACGAUCGGGCCAAUGAGUAUGUGAUCGACGCCUACAAGUGCGGUAACGUCAGCCGUUUCAUUAACCACUCGUGCGAACCCAACUGCGCCGUCUUCUACUCAUACAUCAACUCGGAUAACAAACAGUUGCCGACUGUUUCCCUGUUCACCACCCGUGCGAUCAAACCGUACGAAGAGUUGACCUAUGAUUACGGCAAUGCAUUUACAACAGCGCCAACGAAUGUGACCGAAGAGGCGGACAGUACUGGCAAUUGUAAUGGUGUGGCGAAUGGCGUGAGUAAUGGCGUAUCCAAUGGUGUGGCUAAUGAUGUAACCACUGGUGGCGGUGAGAGCAGACCCGCUGCCGAUGACAGCCAAUCGGUGACCAGCGCUGACCAUAGCUUUAAUACAACAAUAGAUUUGACCGAAGAGGCGGACAGUAAUGGCAACGGUGUGUCCACUGGUGUGGCCAAUGGUGGCGGUGAGAGCAGAUCCGCGGCCGACAGACCCGAGCGGUUGGUCUUAAAGCGCAUUGACUGUAACUGCGGCUCAAAGUAUUGCCGCAAAUCUCUACAAAUAUCGGGACAUAAAAAGAGACCACAAAUAGAGAUAUCACUUAUUCUUCUUGGGUUUUGGUCUUCGUCUCCGUCUUUCUCGACUCUUAUUAAUCUUCUUGUUCUUCAUUUGUCGCUUCAAAAGUGUCUUUUGUUUCAUAUUUUUCAUCUCUUUUCGCAUUUCUUUUCGCUUCUGUUUAGCGGACGACACGUCCUUCCGGUGCUUCUCCUUCUCCCUCCUCUGGUAAGCCUUAUUCGUCUUCAGACUCUUCAGUGCCUCCAUUUUGUUGGCCUUCCGGGCGUCCAGUAUCUGCUGCCGGAGCUCAGAGGCCGAGCGGACGGUACUCUUCACACCACUAUCACUACUGUCCGCCUCGGAGUCCGACUGAUGGCCACCACUGGUGGCGACCGCCGACUGAUCGCCGCCAGUGUUAUCGUUAUUAUGGCCUAA
Medioppia subpectinata is the source of this 3714-nucleotide messenger RNA. NCBI's taxonomy places the organism in Eukaryota, Metazoa, Arthropoda, Arachnida, Sarcoptiformes, Oppiidae. The record is from the annotation of a GenBank genome assembly.